Canariomyces notabilis is the source of this 1656-nucleotide messenger RNA. RefSeq names its product glycoside hydrolase family 47 protein. Lineage: Eukaryota; Fungi; Ascomycota; Sordariomycetes; Sordariales; Chaetomiaceae. Gene Ontology annotation, cellular component: membrane; endoplasmic reticulum. The record is from RefSeq and is a predicted model, not a curated record. Gene Ontology annotation, biological process: mannose trimming involved in glycoprotein ERAD pathway; carbohydrate metabolic process. Gene Ontology annotation, molecular function: mannosyl-oligosaccharide 1,2-alpha-mannosidase activity; calcium ion binding. The coding region runs from base 1 to 1656 and encodes 551 amino acids. The transcript is spliced from 2 exons.
AUGAACCUGGGGCCGCCAAAACACCCAUAUUCCCUCGCCAGGAGUAGCUUUGACUGGAGCAGCGUCGCGUACCGCUACCCACCCGCAGCGCAGCUUUUAUCACCGCCCAAGCCAGGGUUAUGGCAAAGAAAGCUGCCGGGGAUCCAGCACCGGUUCAAGCCUGAGUCCCCAAAGGACAGACAGCUACGGGAAGCGCGAAGAAAGGCCGUGCGGAACCUCACGCUCAAAUGCUGGAACAGCUACCGCAAAUACGCCUGGAAGCGCGACGCCCUGCUGCCCAUCUCGGGCGACGGCCGUGACCAGUUCUCCGGGUGGGCCGCCACGCUGGUUGAUUCCCUGGACACGCUGUGGAUCAUGGGACUGCGGGACGAAUUCGACGAGGCCGUGGCCGCCGUGGCCGAGAUCGACUUUGGGUCGUCAACCUCGCCGCAGGUCAACAUCUUUGAAACCACCAUCCGCUACCUGGGUGGACUCUUAGCCGCGUAUGACCUGAGCGGGAGGGAAGUGCUGCUGCAGAAGGCGGUCGAGCUGGGGGAUCUCAUCUACGGCGGGUUUAACACCCCGAACAGGAUGCCCGUGGACAAUAUUGAUUUUGAGGUCGCAAAGAACGGCUCGGGCCUGGUUGUGGAGGAUACAGUGGUGUCAGCGUCCCCCGGCAGCCUGACGCUUGAGUUGGCGCAUCUCUCUCAGGUGACUGGCGACCCAAAGUACUACGACGCCAUCGCGCCUGUUACGGAACUGUUUUGGCGCUGGCAAAAACGGACCGCGUUGCCGGGUAUGUUCCCCAUGUGGGUGUCCAUGGCGCGAGAGGACGUGACGACAGGCAGCUCGUUUACGCUGGGCGGGUGUGCCGAUUCGCUGUACGAAUACUUCCCCAAGAUGCACGCCCUGCUGGCGGGGGCGGAGCCGAAAUAUGCGCAGCUGACGAGGGGGUUUAUGGAGGCCGCCAAGCGGCACCCGUUCUUCCGGCCUAUGGUCCCUAGCAAUGAUGAUAUUUUGGUCAGUGGGAACGUCAAUGUCGAUGAGGAACUCGAACCGCAUUUGGAUCCGGAACUGGAGCAUCUAACCUGUUUUAUUGGCGGUACAUUUGCCCUCGCCGGCCGGCUGCUUGGCAGCAAGGAGGAUGUUGAGGUGGGCGCCCGGCUCGCGCGCGGGUGCGUGUACGCGUACCGGUCGUUUCCGACGGGCAUGAUGCCGGAGCGCCUGAACAUGGUGCCCUGUCAGGACACGGAGCAUUGCAUAUGGGACGAGCAAGUGUGGGAUCGGGAGAAGGUCAAGCGGCCCGAGUACAAGCCACAUCUCCCCAAGGGCUUCACCACGGCCAAGGAUCCGAGGUAUAUCCUCCGCCCGGAGGCCAUCGAGAGCGUGUUUUACUUGUGGCGCAUCACGGGUCACCCGGAGUGGCAGGAUGCGGCUUGGGAUAUGUUCCAGGCUGUCGCCAACGGCACGGCUACGGAACUGGCUGCCGCUGCGGUCAAGGAUGUUACUGUGGUAAAGCCGAAGCUGCCGCAGGAGGACUACAUGGAGAGCUUCUGGAUCGCCGAGACGCUCAAGUACUUUUACCUCGUCUUCUCACCUCCGAGCCUAAUCAGCCUUGACCAAUAUGUGCUUAACACCGAGGCACAUCCAUUUUUACGUCCGGACAUGAGGCGAUAG